AUGUCGGAUGCUUCUUCAAAAUCAUCCUAUUCAAACGGUGCAGCAUCAACGUCAACUGCUACGAGCAGAACAAGCCAAGUUGCAGCUCAAACUCGACCACAAACCCAUCGCAAGCGGGUGCGCAGCGACUCUGCCGAUUCUCCGCGCGACACACAUCGACCUCGAGAGAAGAACCAGAAGAUGUUCAAGGCUCACGGUUUUGAAGACACCGACACCGACACGGAGAUGGACGCAAUUAUCGAGCCUGCGUCUGCUUCUACGUCGAACUUGGUGACGGAGGGAAAGGAAAAAGGAAAGGAAAGAGAGACAGCAAAGACAUUUGUCAGAGACGAGCGAUAUUACUUUGAAGAUGGAAGUUGUGUGCUGCUCGUGCAGGACACGUUGUUCAAUGUCCAUCGUUCAAUUCUAAGCAACGAUUCAUCUAGCUUUUCGACCAUGUUCUCCCUCCCACAAGGCGGGCAAGAUGUCGAAGGUAGAUCAGAUGCGAACCCCAUAGUACUGAUCGGUGACACUCCAGAAGAGUUUCGACACUUUAUCUGGGCCCUCUACGCGCUACCACACGAGCUCAAAAUUGUCACCUCCCCACACGCGAACCUGCUCCAACUAAUAGAUAUUGCGCGUGUGUCCAACAAAUAUUCAUUCAAGUCUCUCGAGACGUGGGCACUGGAUGCAAUACAAGAGUACGUAAAUCGCAAACCGUCCCCGAUCCUCGGGGGCACCGAACAGGCACUCUCUUUCAACUCCAACUUGGCCACACCCAAUGCCACUGCGAAAUCGCCAGAAGAUCCAGCUGCACAAAAUGAAACAGCCGACCAGCUCACGCGCCUCAUCCGCCUCGCACAGCUGUGCCAGCACGAGCGGCUGCUGAGCACGAUGAUCAACCUCCUGCGCCAGCUCAUGUCCACCUCUGUGCGGUACGCUUACCUCGCCAUGACACUUGCAGAUGAGCUGGACCUGCGCACGCUUCGUGGCGCCGCAUACCUCGAGGUCAUGCAGAAGGCCGUGGUGGUGAAGAAGGUGCGCGUAGAUGUGCUGAAGCCCGCCGCAGACACGGCGAGCCAUAACAACAGCUCGUCAAGUCUUGUCGAUUCCAGUGGGACCCCGCUGCCGCAGGAGGAGGGCUCCAUCGAUGCUUCGGGCAGGCUGAUCGUCACGCGCGCGCAGCAGCUGCGUCUUUUGGCGGGAUACUAUCGCUUGACGUCUGUGUGGGACAAGCUGCGGCGUGAGCCCCUCCCGUUCGAGCAUUCGCAUGCGUGCGGUGCGACCUGGCAUCAGCAGGGGUGCACGCAGUCGUGGCUUGAAUUUUGGAAGGAGAAGACGCGGAGUGAUGGAGUUAUGAAUCUCGGUAUGGCGGAUGUGCUGGGGAGGCUAAAACUUGUACAGAAGGAAUAUGACCGGUGGGGCAGCGCAACAUACAUGCACCACGAUUGCAGGCUGGGUGCGAAGAGGGCGAUUGGGGAUGUUAUCAAGAGGGUGGAAGAGGCGUUGCCGGAUUAUUUUGCGGAGCCAGGGGAAUUUGAAGAUGAUUGA
Molecule: messenger RNA, 1530 nt
Organism: Psilocybe cubensis
Lineage: Eukaryota; Fungi; Basidiomycota; Agaricomycetes; Agaricales; Agrocybaceae
Exons: 3
Coding region: 1-1530 (509 amino acids)
Molecular function (GO): protein binding
Source: RefSeq, a predicted model, not a curated record